Manihot esculenta (cassava) is the source of this 1753-nucleotide messenger RNA. RefSeq names its product RGG repeats nuclear RNA binding protein A. Bases 264 to 1364 code for a protein of 366 amino acids. Lineage: Eukaryota; Viridiplantae; Streptophyta; Magnoliopsida; Malpighiales; Euphorbiaceae. Gene Ontology annotation, molecular function: RNA binding. The record is from RefSeq and is a predicted model, not a curated record. Gene Ontology annotation, cellular component: cytoplasm; nucleus. The transcript has 7 exons.
ACUUUCAUUUCUCUGCCGCAUUGGCUUAGGGUUUUCCACAUUUCCUCAAAACUCUUCCCUUUUUCUUUCAUUUUCCCAUCAUUUCCUUUCCAUUUUCUCACCCCCAAACGUGCUUUUCCCAAUACUAUUCCAACAAUAUCCUAUCAAUCUUAAAUCCGUUCAUCACUAAUGGGUUUAAACAAUAACUGAAGGGCUCGUGGUUGCUGUUAUAAGUUAAAAAAGGGUUUUAAUCUUUCUGUUGAUUUAUCCAACUUACAAAAGAAAUGGCAACCAUGAACCCUUUUGAUCUCCUUGGCGAUGAUGACAAUGAGGACCCCACUCAACUCAUCGCCGCUGCUCAGCUCAAGGUUGACAAGCCUAAGAAGCCCUCGGGUACUGCUCAGCCUCAAGCUCAAGCUCAGCCAGCUAAGGCUGCUAAGCUUCCCACUAAGCCGCCUCCGCCUGCCCAGGCUGUGAGGGAAGCUAAGAAUGAAGGUGGACGUGGAGGUGGCCGAGGUGGUGGUGGUCGAGGAUAUGGCCGUGGGCGUGGAGGUGGCAGUGGAUUUAAUCGCGAUUCAAAUAACAGUGACACUACCUAUGGCAGCAAUAAUGGAUUUUCUGGGGGGUAUAGACCAUCUGAAGAGGGUGAUGUUAGCAAGCCCUCUGAGAAACGUGGCUAUGUAGGCCCUCGUGGCGGUUACCGUGGUGGUCGCCGAGGUGGUUUCAGCAAUGGUGAAGCUGGAGAAGGUGAACGACCUCGUAGGUCGUAUGAACGUCGAAGUGGUACUGGCCGUGGGAAUGAGAUCAAACGUGAUGGAGCUGGUCGUGGUAAUUGGGGAACUCCCACUGAUGAAAUUGCUCCGGAAACUGAGGAACCUGUUGUUGAAAAUGAAAAGAACAUUGAUACUGGGAAGCAGCCAGGAGAGGAGGAUGUGGUAGAUGCUAACAAAGACAGCCCUGCAAAUGAGCCAGAAGAGAAGGAACCUGAGGACAAGGAGAUGACUUUGGAAGAAUAUGAGAAACUUCGCGAAGAAAGGAGGAGAGCUUUACUUUCCACAAAGCCAGAGGAAAGAAAGGUUGAUUUGGACAAGGAGUUUGGCUCCAUGCUUCAGCUUUCAAAUAAGAAGGGCAAUGAUGAAAUCUUUAUCAAACUGGGUUCUGAGAAGGACAAACGAAAGGAGGCUGACAAAGAAGACAAAAUAAAAAAGUCUGUCAGCAUAAAUGAGUUUCUGAAGCCUGCUGAUGGGGAGAGAUACUAUACCCCUGGUGGCCGUGGUCGUGGACGUGGCCGUGGUUCAAGAGGUGGAUAUGUUGGCAACACAAGCGAUGCAGCAGCCCCCUCGAUUGAAGAUCGUGGGCAGUUCCCCACCCUGGGUGGCAAGUGAGUCCUUGCUGCAUGAUUCAUAGUUGCAACGGUCUUUCAACCAUUUGGAAUUCCCUUGCAGUCUGCCCGAGAGUGUGGGUCACUUGUCAGUUAAUGGGAAAUGUUAUUUCCUGCAUUAGGGGAAAAGAACUUUUUAACAUUGUCUUUUGGGUGUAAAUUUAGAUAUUCCUCCAUGGGGCAUCUCCCUGUGAUUCCUUCUCAGACUUUGAUAUGCUUGCAUACUCCUUUUUCUUUUUUCUUUGCCUUUUUUUUUUCAAAAAAAAUGUUGGAAGUUAGGGAAAUAUUGGAGUCAUUGUCUUGGACUAUAGUAGUGGCAUCAGUUUUGGUUUGUAUUAGGUGAAGUGUACUUUUGCAGCCCUUUUCUAAAAUUUCUCCUAUUGUUAAAGUUAA